This is a messenger RNA of Chaetura pelagica (chimney swift), 594 nucleotides long. It is a transcript of the gene SHISAL1, whose product is annotated as KIAA1644 ortholog. The coding region runs from base 1 to 594 and encodes 197 amino acids. Lineage: Eukaryota; Metazoa; Chordata; Aves; Apodiformes; Apodidae. The record is from RefSeq and is a predicted model, not a curated record. The transcript has 3 exons.
AUGGAGGUGGAGGAGCUCCAUUUGGAGCUCAAUAUCUACUGGAGGGAGUUCACCCUGUCUGCACAUUUCCGGGUCUGCGAGCCGUACACGGACUACAAAGGUCGCUACCACUUCGGUUUUCACUGCCCCCGUCUUUCUGACAAUAAAUCUUACAUCUUUUGCUGUCACCAUAACAACACGGUAUUUAAAUACUGCUGCAAUGAGACAGAAUUUCAGACUGUUAUGCAGAUGAACUUAACGGGGAAUGCAGAUGGAUAUAUGCAUAACAACUACAGUGCACUGUUAGGAGUGUGGAUCUAUGGCUUUUUUGUGGUGAUCUUGCUGGUACUGGACCUUUUAUAUUACUCUUCAAUGAACUAUGAUAUUUGCAAAUUUUACUUGGCACGGUGGGGAAUCCAGGGAAAGUGGAUGACACAGGGACAGAGCCGAUGGAUUAACCCUGCUCAGGAUCCAAGCCAAGUACAGACACAGCCUCAGCCAGAGACACAGCCUCAAACUCAGCCACAGCCUCAAACAUCACAGACAGUACAUACUUUAAAAGGAGAUACUUUAAGCCCACCCCUGAUGUCUUUUCAGAGUACAUCUGCCUGGUAA